Molecule: messenger RNA, 1225 nt
Organism: Ficedula albicollis (Collared flycatcher)
Lineage: Eukaryota; Metazoa; Chordata; Aves; Passeriformes; Muscicapidae
Exons: 4
Coding region: 90-776 (228 amino acids)
Cellular component (GO): acrosomal vesicle; ciliary base; sperm flagellum
Source: RefSeq, a predicted model, not a curated record
UGUGUGACCAACGGCCUUCUGGCAAAGUGCAAACAGCUCCUUAAUGACAGCAACGACUUCACUGCCCUCCGAGCCACAAAUAAGUCAACAUGGAUGAGGUAGUGCAUACUCUCAGAAAGAUCGAGGAGAACUCCAAGCUCUUCCAGCAGCAGCAGUUCACAUUUAUCAGAGCACUGGAACGCACGCGGGAGGAAGCCCAUGAUUUGGUCAAACCUGUGUCAUCCAUAGUCCAGGUGCAGUUCUACAAGGAACGCAACUGUUACAAUUCCACCGACAGGCGCAUCCUCAACAUGUUCAUCUCCAUCUGCAACGAUCUCCGCCACCUCUGCCACAAGAUGGAAAAGGUGCAUCCUGGGGACUGUGUGACCAACGGCCUUCUGGCAAAGUGCAAACAGCUCCUUAAUGACAGCAACGACUUCACUGCCCUCCGAGCCACCUACCCCCACGAUGUUGUGAACUACCUGCGCUUAGAAGAGGAAGCAAAGAAUCGUUAUGGAGGGGUGGUGAGCCUCAUCCCCAUCGUUAUGGACACCAUGAGGGAGUGGAUAACCUACACUAAGCGGAACAUGCUGCAUGACGUGAGUCAUGCAUGUGCCACAUGCAAGGAGACACCCACUUCCCAAACAGCACCUGCCAGGCACGCUGCAGCUCAGACCUCCAUUAGUAAUAAAAAUGCUGUACAGUUGCAGGACAGAGAAUGCUCGAAGUGCAGAUAUGAAGACCCACGUUUGAAAAAUAAAGCUCCCUGGAGGCCACCAGGCAAACACCCAUAUUAAAGGAUGCAUUAAAGCUGCUACAUCAUCUGAGCACCACCUUUAACCACCUGGCUGAUUAAACACAGUGAAAUGAACACUUGAGAUCCAUCCUGAGUCCACUUUCUGAAGAGCUGCCCUGCAGCCACAGACGCAUUUGCUCUCCCUUGCUGAGAUUUCCACUCUGCUGCUCAUGUCCCCACAGAAGGAGCUGUAGCUACAGCUGCUGCCUGGGGCCAGCACUGCACUGGGAGCAGGGAACACUCAGCACUCAUCAGGUUCUACUGUCUCCUACAGGAAUCUUGGACAAGUUACUUGAAAUAGGAUUUUACACUUUCUCAGCCUUCUUUGUGAGGAACAUCCCCUCCCUGCCACAGCCAGCGGGGUGAAGAACUUGCCUAUCUGAAGGAUGUGAUACAGAGCAGGAAAGGCCUGGCAUUAUGGGUUAGACAGGUCUUAGACUUGUCUCUAAA